This is a messenger RNA of Dalotia coriaria, 2639 nucleotides long. Its product is annotated as lon protease homolog, mitochondrial-like. Gene Ontology annotation, molecular function: ATP hydrolysis activity; serine-type endopeptidase activity; single-stranded DNA binding. Bases 106 to 2505 code for a protein of 799 amino acids. The record is from RefSeq and is a predicted model, not a curated record. Gene Ontology annotation, cellular component: mitochondrial matrix. The transcript is spliced from 8 exons. NCBI's taxonomy places the organism in Eukaryota, Metazoa, Arthropoda, Insecta, Coleoptera, Staphylinidae. Gene Ontology annotation, biological process: protein quality control for misfolded or incompletely synthesized proteins; chaperone-mediated protein complex assembly; protein catabolic process.
UUGUGAUGUUUGUCGGUGUUCGUCGGAGUUGUGUCAUUUUGUAAACCGUCGCGAGUUGUCAAGUUCCGAUUAAGUUUGAAAAUUUACUAUCAUUUCUUCAUUCGAAUGCUCGAAAAAAUGUAUCUCACGUCGUUGGUAAAGAGUCCAGCAUUAAUAACGCGUAUUUCUGGCCUGUCGAUUCGAAAUUCUCGCUGUUUAACUGGUCGCAAUGUGAUACUAACCACACAUUCUAGAAAAUUGCAUUAUAUUUCUCGCAGCUCUCACGCUACCGCUGAGUGCUUGAAUUUAUCGACUUUACGGCCAGCACGAUUCAUCGAACAUCAACUGAAUAAGACUGCUUUCGUUGCUGCAAGAUACUUUUCGGCAAAAACCACCGAUGAUGGCGAUAAAGGCAAUUCCAAUGAGACAUUCACACCUCAGUUACCAGCAACUGUUGCAGUGCCUGAGGUUUGGCCCCAUGUACCAGUCAUUGCAAUCAGUAGAAACAUUGUCUUCCCCAGAUUCAUCAAACUCAUUGAGGUAACCAAUCCAGCAUUGAUGGAACUGAUCAGAAGAAAAGUAAAGCUUAAUCAGCCAUACUGUGGUAUCUUUCUGAAGAAAAGUGAGGAUAAUGAUGCAGAGGUAGUGAAAGAUAUCAAUGAAGUGUAUAAUGUUGGAAUAUUUGCACAAAUUCAUGAGAUGCAAGAUUUAGGAGAUAAAUUACGCUUGGUUGUAAUGGCACACAGAAGAAUCAAAAUUACAGGCCAAAUUCUAGAUAAUCCUGAUGAGGCAAUGCCCAAAGAAAUGAAUCUACAAUUUCCACUUUUUAAAACAUCUAUGAACGUUCUAGAUGACGAUACGAGAAAGCGUAAAGGUCGCAAUAAUAAUAACAGACUGAAGAAAACGCCCGAAGUAAAACCUGCUCCAGCGACUACUGCCGGCAUUUCAACGCCACCCAAAGAGCCACUUUUAAUGGUUGAGGUUGAAAAUGUUGUGCAUAAUAAGUUUAGGCAGACAGAAGAAGUAAAAGCAUUGACACAGGAGGUUAUUAAAACGAUUCGUGAUAUUAUUAGCCUCAAUCCAUUGUAUCGCGACAGCCUGCAGCAGAUGAUGCAUCAGGGUCAACGGGUCGUCGAUAAUCCAGUUUAUUUGAGUGACCUAGGUGCGGCUUUAACCGCAGCCGAAGCUAAGGAAUUGCAGGAAGUUUUGGAGGAAAUUGAUAUUCCGAAACGGUUGAUGCUUUCAUUAUCUCUAUUGAAAAAAGAGUAUGAAUUAUCCAAGUUGCAACAGAAGAUUGGACGUGAGGUCGAAGAAAAGGUCAAGCAACAUCACAGAAAGUACAUAUUAAUGGAACAAUUGAAGGUCAUAAAGAAGGAACUGGGUUUGGAAAAGGAAGAUAAAGAUGCAAUUGGGGAAAAGUUUAAGGAAAGAAUCAAGGCGAAAGUCUUGCCAAAGGCUGUAUCUACUGUAAUUGACGAAGAACUGUCAAAAUUAAACUUUUUAGAGAGUCAUAGUUCUGAAUUUAAUGUAACGAGGAAUUAUCUUGACUGGUUGACUUCGCUCCCAUGGGGAAUCCAGAGCACUGAAAAUUUAGAUUUGGAUCGUGCUUCAGCUAUUCUCGAAGAAGAUCAUUACGGUAUGGAUGAUAUUAAACGCCGAAUUCUGGAAUUCAUCGCGGUGAGUCAACUCAAAGGCUCAACUCAGGGUAAAAUUCUAUGUUUCCAUGGACCGCCCGGCGUUGGAAAGACCAGCAUAGCACGCUCGAUUGCCAGAGCGUUGAAUCGCGAAUAUUUCCGAUUCUCUGUCGGUGGUAUGACCGAUGUCGCUGAGAUUAAGGGCCACAGAAGAACUUACGUUGGUGCAAUGCCUGGCAAGGUGAUUCAAUGCCUUAAAAAGACAAAAACAGAAAAUCCGUUGGUUUUAAUUGACGAAGUAGACAAAGUGGGAAAGGGAUUCACUGGAGAUCCAAGCUCGGCUUUAUUAGAACUCUUAGAUCCGGAACAAAAUUCCAACUUUUUGGAUCAUUAUCUCGAUGUACCUGUUGACUUAUCGAAAAUUCUCUUCAUUUGUACUGCGAAUGUGAUAGAUACAAUCCCAGAGCCGCUACGUGAUCGAAUGGAGAUGAUUGACAUGUCUGGUUAUGUAGCUGAAGAAAAAUUAGCUAUCUCUAAACAAUAUCUCAUUCCGCAAGCUAUGAAAGACAGCGGUUUAAAAGAUAGCAAUAUUAAAAUACAAGAUGACAGUCUAAAAGUGCUCAUUAAGCAGUACUGCCGCGAAUCUGGCGUGCGCAACUUGCAAAAACAGAUAGAAAAAGUUGUGCGUAAAGUGGCCUAUAAAGUUGUAAAAGACGGCACGCAUUUUGUUGAUGUUACACCAACUAAUUUACAAACAUUUGUUGGUAAACCGCUGUUUACACAGGACAGAAUGUAUCUGGACACACCACCGGGAGUUGUAAUGGGCUUGGCGUGGACUGCGAUGGGCGGUUCUACACUUUUAUUGAGACUACUACCAGACGUUCAAAUAUAGAAAAGAUAGUGAUGGUAGUCUAGAGCUUACAGGUCAUCUUGGUAAUGUUAUGAAAGAGUCCGCUAAGAUAGCAUUGACUGUGGCACGGAAUUUCUUAGAUGUGCGUGACGAAAAUAACAAAUUUUUACACACCA